Molecule: messenger RNA, 536 nt
Organism: Eutrema salsugineum
Lineage: Eukaryota; Viridiplantae; Streptophyta; Magnoliopsida; Brassicales; Brassicaceae
Product: glucan endo-1,3-beta-glucosidase
Exons: 4
Coding region: 20-373 (117 amino acids)
Source: RefSeq, a predicted model, not a curated record
ACUCAGACAAAAUCAAACAAUGGCUAAAGCAUGGAUGUGCCUUUGCUUCCUUAUCUUCUUCCACUUCUCUUCAGAAAGAAACUUCAUCAAAGUCAACGCAGAGAUGAAGACCUGGUGUGUGGCUAAACCUUCUUCAGAUCAAGCAACACUUUUGGAUAACAUAAACUACGCGUGUUCUCAUGUCGAUUGUCGGGUUCUUUCGAAUGGGUGUCCAUGUUACUCCCCCGGUAAUCUCAUAAACCACGCUUCUAUCGCCAUGAAUCUUUAUUACCAAGCUAAUGGAAGAAAUUAUUGGAACUGUAAUUUCAAGAACUCUGGACUCAUUGUCAUAACUAAUCCCAGCUAUGGAAACUGCUACUAUGAAUACUCAUGAGCAAAAAGCAUAUGUAGGUCUCUGUUACAAGAAAACAGAGGAGGAGCAUGUCUCUAUGAGUUUUAUUACUAAAAAUAUCAAAGUUUUAUCCUGUUAUAAUCAUUUUAGUAACAUCCAAAAGAAAGAAAGUUUGUGAUAUAUGAAAAUGUUGAUCUUAAUUAAU